Menidia menidia (Atlantic silverside) is the source of this 2124-nucleotide messenger RNA. The record is from the annotation of a GenBank genome assembly. NCBI's taxonomy places the organism in Eukaryota, Metazoa, Chordata, Actinopteri, Atheriniformes, Atherinopsidae.
AUGGAGCACGUCCCCGGUUUCUCCCUGGGCAGGUUACUAGCCUUUGUCCUGUGCUUCGUCCAACCUUCCCUGGCUCUUCAGUGUGUGGACGAAAAGGCUCCGUGCGUGAACAAUGCCACAUGUCUGACCCUAAGCAACGGCACCGAGUUCUGCAGGUGCGCUGCGGGCUUCCUGGGCGAAUACUGCCAGCACCCCGACCCCUGCAAACCGGGCUACUGCCAGAAUGGAGGGACCUGCUCCGUUUCCAUGUCGACCGGGGGGCCCGUGCUGAACAGCGUUAGCUGCACAUGCCCCCUGGGCUACACCGGACAGCACUGCCAGACCCCCCAGAACUCCACCUGCUUCCCCAACAACCCCUGCCUCAACCGGGGCGUCUGCACCCUGCUGUCCCUCGAUAAGUACAAGUGCGAGUGCCCCAGAGGGUGGACAGGCCCGCGUUGUGAGCAUGAGGACAGCUGCCUCUCGGGUCCGUGUGCCAACGGCGGCCGCUGCAGCUCGCCCUCCGGUGGUAGCUACUCCUGCUCCUGUUCCCCCGGUUACAGGGGUCCUCGCUGUCUCAACGACACGAACGAAUGCGCAGAGCUGCCCUCGCUCUGCCAGAACGAGGGAGAGUGUCUCAACACGCUCGGGUCCUACAGGUGUAUCUGUAGGCCGGGCUUCACGGGCCAGCACUGUGAGAGCUCCUACAUCCCCUGCUCACCUUCUCCGUGUCUGAACGGGGGAACCUGCCACCAGAGCUCUGAAACCACCUACUCCUGCCACUGCCUCCCAGGUUUCAAUGGAACGAACUGUGAGAACAACAUCGACGACUGCCCCGGUCACCAGUGUGCCAACGGAGGGACCUGCAUGGAUGGAGUCAACACCUACAACUGCCAGUGCCCCCCCGAGUGGACCGGUCAGCACUGCACGGAGGACGUGGACGAGUGCCGGCUCCAGCCCAACACCUGCCAGAACGGGGGCACCUGCAGCAACGCCAUCGGCAGCUACGUGUGCGUGUGCGUGAACGGCUGGAGCGGGCCGGACUGCUCCGAAAACAUCGACGACUGCGCCACGGCCGCCUGCACGCCGGGCUCCACCUGCAUCGACCGCGUCGCCUCCUUCAUCUGCGUGUGUCCCUACGGGAAAACAGGCCUGCUCUGCCACAGAAACGACACCUGCAUCAGUAACCCGUGCAGGAACGGCUCCCAGUGCGACACGAACCCCAUCAACGGCAUGUUCAACUGCAACUGCCCCCCCGGGUACAUCGGCACCACCUGCAACAUCGACCGGGACGAGUGCAGCAUCGGAACCAACCCCUGUGAGCACGGCGGGCACUGCGUGAACACCGACGGCUCCUUCACCUGUAACUGUGCGCGGGGCUACGACGGGCCCCGGUGUGAGCAGGACGUGAACGAGUGUUCCUCCAACCCCUGCCAGAACGACGGCACCUGCCUCGAUCGCAUCGGAGACUACGCCUGCAUCUGCAUGCCCGGAUUCGAGGGGACUCAUUGUGAGAUCCAGGUGAACGAGUGUGGCAGUUCCCCCUGUCUGAACCAGGGAAAGUGCGUGGACCACGUCAGCCGUUUCGUCUGCGAGUGCCCAGCAGGCUUUAGCGGGGAAAUGUGUCAGAUCGACAUAGACGAGUGCUCCAGCACGCCCUGCUUAAACGGAGCAAAGUGCAUCGACCGGCCCAACGGAUACGACUGCGAAUGCGCCGAAGGUUUCCAGGGCUUGCUCUGUGAGGAGAACAUCAACGACUGCGACCCGGCGCCCUGCCAUUACGGCGUCUGCAGGGACGGCAUCGCCACCUUCUCCUGCGACUGCAACCCCGGAUACACGGGCUCCAUCUGCAACGUCCAGGUCAAGGAGUGCCACAGCAACCCCUGCCAGAACCAGGGCCGCUGCAUCGACCUGGUCAACGCAUACCAGUGCAACUGCCUACCAGGAACUACAGGUGUGAACUGUGAGAUCAAUGAGGACGACUGUGCCAGUAAUCCCUGUGAGUACGGAGAGUGCCAUGACGACAUCAAUAAGUACACGUGUGUGUGCGCCCCCGGCUACACGGCCGCCCGGGUGGAGACUAGCCGCCCGGGUGGAGCCUCAGACACAGCCCGGGUGGAGAUUAGCCACCCGGGUGGAGAUUAG